AUGUUCAGUAGAUUUUUGGUGAGACGGUUUGCUAGUGUUAAGGAAAUUAGAGUUUCGAAGGUUUUGAUGAAUGGGUAUAGCACAGAGGCCAUCGAGGCAAGGUAUCGUGUCAAGUUGGAACAGCUGGCAAAGGCCAAAGGGUAUGCCAGUGUCGAGGAGAUGCGGGAUGGCUUGAAGGGCGAUAUUGACGCUAAGAAGAAGGAGUUUGCUCAGAAUGAUCCUUUGAAAGGAUAUGAAGAAACUGUCGGUGUCCUUGGACAACAGCAACAGCAACAGCAGCUGGAUUCCAGCGGAUUGACUAGAUCCAAGGGUCCGCUUGAUUCUCCGCAGCCAAAGGUACCAUUCAAGACGUUGGACUCGUAUUUGAACGUGGAGAAGAUCAGUCAGUUGUCCAGACAAGAGGUAGAGUUCUUGUGGAGAGCUAAAUGGGCAAACAAGGAUAAUGUGUUGAAUGCUGUGGUGCCAAUAGACGUAUAUGAGAAGAUGUUGGCUAACUCCAAGGAAAAUCCAGCGUUCGUCUUGCCCUUGCCAAGAGAAGCCGAGGGCCAAGACUCCGGAAUGGAAUUGCAUUACAUCCAAUGGCAGUUCGUGGGCCCACAUACUGUCCAUUGUAUAAUGACCUCUUUAGCAGAGUACAAGCUGCAUAAGGAGUAUGCCAGACCGCAUACCACUUUGCAGUUCCAUUCCGAGUUGGCCAAAGACAAAAAUUGCGUAUUUAUGAAUGGUCAAGUGGAAACAGACAUGAACGUUUCUCUGCAAGACGCCCAGUUGUUACUGUUGAACGUCCAGAGGUUUUAUGGAGCCAUGGGCGAGGAAACACCAUCCUCAAAGCAAAGAUUGCAACUGCUAAGGGACUUCACGAAAGGUUCUGCAAGUUUCAACGUAGACACCUUGAUCACGCUGUCUCAGUCUAUGGAGAAUUAG
This is a messenger RNA of Vanderwaltozyma polyspora DSM 70294, 924 nucleotides long. It is a transcript of the gene ATP11, whose product is annotated as Atp11p. The record is from RefSeq and is a predicted model, not a curated record. The transcript has a single exon. The coding region runs from base 1 to 924 and encodes 307 amino acids. Gene Ontology annotation, cellular component: mitochondrion. Lineage: Eukaryota; Fungi; Ascomycota; Saccharomycetes; Saccharomycetales; Saccharomycetaceae. Gene Ontology annotation, biological process: mitochondrial proton-transporting ATP synthase complex assembly.